AUGGCUAGUAAACACGGCCGCGGUAGUCCACUCAUAACCCGUAUCUGCCUGCUCAUUGGUCCUGUACUGGCACUGGGGAUAAUAAGGCCCCUGCGAUGGUCAGGUAUCAGCAUGGCCUUGAUGAUGGCUGCCAUGAGUACCUUGGUUUAUCUGUUCUUGCGGAAGGACAUGAUGUUUUCCAUAGUCACGGCAAUACUGCUUGCUAAUCAAAUCGCGUUGAUAGUUAGUCUACGUGAUUACAAUAUGAAUAGUGCAUGGAUACACAGUAUGGACUCACCAGCAAGCGUGGGGUAUCAACAUGUCGAAUAUAAAGCUGGGGAUGAGCUGCGUUCAGCAAGCUAUCCCUAUGUAUCGGUUAUGGUAUACGUUCCGCGUUCCUUGGAAGGCUCUGGGAAGAUACCUUCUAGCGACAUAUCUCGGACAGUUGACGAGGUGUUGGAGAAUAGUUCCAAAUCCCUCAUCAAGGAGGUUAUACUCUAUGCCCCUGAGAAUUAUUUACUCAGCGGAGCCAGGACAACUAACCCUUUUGUCCGCUUCUGCUCAUCUAAAGACGUCCCGAAGUACAUGGAAUGUACUAGUGAGCAAACGGAUACUAUAAUAUUUGUUCAAGCUGGCGUGACUGGUCUUAAGCGAGACUGGCUCAAUGGUAUCGCUCGAGAGGCCCUGGUCAGGAAGUAUAGCAUUGCAAUACCCGUAGUUCAUUAUGGUGGAACCGAUCGGGUACAGGGAGCAGUUGAUAAAGAUUAUCAUAUAGCGGCUCUGAACAUAGAAAAGAUGGAUGAAAGUCCAGUGAUGCCCCAAUUAGCAGUAUUCGCUACUACCAAGUUCUGGCUUAACGAAAUAGAUACCAAUCAGAAGCUCCUAAGUGAGCAUCGCUCUCUAAGCCUGAGCAUGAGGACUUGGCUGUGUGGUGGACAGAUAAUCGUGUCUCGGUUGUCUGAGGUGACCAUACCACAAGAUUAUAUAGUUACGGCAUCUCAACUGAGACAGCCAUCCGUACCGUUCAAUGAGUGGCUCGUGGAUGAUAUUGCACAAGUCAACAGGAAGUGUCCUCAUGAUCUUGAUUGGUUCAUGUCUAAAUUCCGUGAUCCAUUGGUAUAUGCCAAUGCUAUGGCAUAUGAGAGUUUUAUGCUGCAGAAACCUGAGGGUUGUCUUGCACAUAGGGAUGGAGUAUUCCGAGUGGAGUCAGACUGCAAUCCAAAUGAUAAGGCACAGAGAUUCUAUUGGCAGAAUAAGGGGACUAUGUUGAAGGCCUUAGCAGAGGAGGAUCGUUGCUUGGAUGCAGCUAGCCCUCGCCAGGAGGGUGCGCGUCCAGUAAGCUACUGGUGUAUGGUUGGGAAUGAUAACCAAGAAUUUGAAUUGGAGGGAAACCGCAUUGUGUGGAAGAGUUACUGCCUAGCCUCUACAUCUAAUGGAGAUCUCGAAUUCCAACUGUGUAGGGACGAUACUUCUGGCAACCCCAUUGCCGCACAGAACUGGGUUGAUGCUAAUAAGCGAUGGGAGAAUGUUGAUUCUCUUGGGGCACCAGAGUUAUUCUGA
Molecule: messenger RNA, 1539 nt
Organism: Perkinsus marinus ATCC 50983
Lineage: Eukaryota; Perkinsozoa; Perkinsida; Perkinsidae
Exons: 9
Coding region: 1-1539 (512 amino acids)
Source: RefSeq, a predicted model, not a curated record